AUGCAAGAAAACAAGGCUUUUCUCCCAGGAGGCACUUCGCCAGAAACUGCAUAUGACGGCGCACAGCUAAACAAUAUGGAAAUGGCGCCUACGACCUCAAAAUGGAACCCUAUGGGCUGGCAAAAGAAAUGGAAAAUUACUAGCAUCAUUGCAGCUAUCGUCGCCAUCAUCGUUAUCAUUGUUGCAGCAGUUGAGGGCAGCAAGAAUAGCAAGCCCAAGGCCUCGUAUCCGGAUUAUCAUGCCCUCAACUAUACGCUCGAAGAUAGAUGGCAAGGAACGAACUUCUUCGAUAACUUCGACUAUCACUCUACAUCAGAUCCCGCCAAUGGCUUUGUCAACUCUAAUAUAUAUCUNAGCUAUGUGGAUCAAGCCACUGCCAUAUCUACCAACUUGACAUACGCUGGCGACUCUUCUGCUUUCUUAAGAGCAGAUUCUACGGACGACAACGCAAAGAACGGUCGCAACUCCGUACGCAUCACAUCCAAGAAACAGUUCCACUCUGGCCUCUUCGUAUUCGACAUCAAGCACACCCCUUACGGUUGUGGAACAUGGCCUGCUGUCUGGCUUGCCGAUCCUAGCGAUUGGCCUGGAAAUGGAGAGAUUGAUGUCGUCGAAACCGUGAAUCAAGGAAACACUGGAAACCAGAUGGCUUUGCAUACCUCCAAAGGAUGCCAGAUGAAUGGCAGACGCGCCCAAACCGGCACUAUCCAUGGUACCAACUGCUACAAUGGCACCAACGACAACGCUGGCUGUGCAGUGAUGGGAGCUUCCAGCUCAUACGGCGCAGAAGCGAACGAUGAUGGCGGUGCAGUCUACGCAAUGGAGCUUCGCGACGCUGGCAUUCGUAUGUGGAUCUUCAACCGCGACUCACCUCCUGGAGAUCUCAGACCAAACAACGACACUACUCCUGACCCCUCAACAUGGGGUCUACCCAUUGCCGACUUCCCCAGCACCGACUGCGAUAUUGGCUCCCACUUCAAAAACCAAUCCAUCAUUGCAAACAUUGACUUCUGCGGUUCCUGGGCAAGUAGUGUUUAUUCGAGCCAAUUCAAAUGUCCUGGCAAGUGCGAGGACUUUGUCGCGACGAAUGCCACAGCCUUUCAGAAAGCUUACUGGGAAUUUGCGAGCUUCAGGAUUUACUCUGAGAAGGACGAGUAA
Aureobasidium vineae is the source of this 1158-nucleotide messenger RNA. NCBI's taxonomy places the organism in Eukaryota, Fungi, Ascomycota, Dothideomycetes, Dothideales, Saccotheciaceae. The record is from the annotation of a GenBank genome assembly.